CCGUUUUCACCUUCUGAGCCUUGUAGUUGAAACAUGAUGAACUAUAUAGGAUUGCACUCGAGGUUCAGGUAAAGCGGAGAUCGCGCUGAUGACGAAACUCACAGAGAAUGUACCUCCUCCUAUAUACUCGUUAUUAAUCUCGUACUCAUUUUUAUGCUCUAACACUCCCGUUUCAAACUAUUUAAGAACAGUAUUAAAGACACCUACGGAUAAUCACCGAAGAUAUGGUAUUCCUUCGUAGGUAUGAAGGAACUAAACAAAAUAACCCGUUAUGUGGAAAGGUGUAACCCGGAUGUACAUGGACCGAAUUAGACACAACAAUCUAGUUUCUCAUUUACGUUACCUAACACUAUAAGACCUGACGUGACUCUGUUUUGCAGGCAUUCUUUCGUAGUAUUGAAAAGAUGAGUAACUUGGUUUUAAUUCCUGCCUGCUCUCGCUUCUACAUGAUUUAUCAGAAGGUUAAGUGGCUGCUCUAGGGUGUUUCAAACAACAUGUUUGAAUAAUUCAUGCCCGAGUGCAUGGUCUAUUUCUACACAACCUCCAAGGAUUCGAUGACGAUCUCUUACGGACUCUCAAUCCGGGAGUUAAGCGCCCCUUGCCGACACCAACUGUUACGCCGAACAAAUAACCCACAGUGUAUUGUUCCCGGAUAACGUAUGGGCCGAGGUUGGUCCUGCGAUGAAUCAUUCGCGAUACGAAUAGCAGCGCUCGCUCCCGGACCAGUCAUUAACAUUAUCACGCUCUACCUUCAUCCAGAAACACUCGCGCGAGAACACAUACGCCGGACCGGAGUUAGAUAUCUCUUGUGUGCGAGUGCACUUGCUGGACCAUCGUGCCAUGCCAACCAAAUUCGUAGGGUUAUCCAACCUUCUUAUCAGCACCGAGAUGGUCAAGCCGUCGGACGAUCGCAGCUUGAAGAGUACUCUCACGUUGUAAGAUAUGCAUUGAAACCAGGCACUAUCACCGGCGCCGUUCAGAUUAUCACCAUCCCAAUAACAAGUGCACAGGAAUACUACCUAACGAGACCGUGUCCUAAAUUUGCUUUAAGAGACUUACUGCCACAUGAGCAAAAUAGUCUUCCUUCAUAAAUGAUAAUUCCGUUUGUUGUAAUUAGCGCGCCAUUGUCAUGUUCUCAUCUUUAAUUAUCCUUAGAAUUUCCGUCUGGCUCCUUGCUAACGCCCACGUUACUCAUCCAAGCACUCACGGAUUGAUCGCGUGGUCGGCUCGUCGUGAACUCCGUAUCUAACAUUGCGCCCCAUUAUGCAACAACGCUGCGCGAAUGGUGGAGAUGAUUCACAGAGCACUUUGAAGAGUAAUUGAACAUGCGCUUCGCGAAGACAAUCCGGAAGGUUUGACUGGUGAGAAAUGCGCACGGCAGAUCGAAGUGUUUAAACGGAAGUGGAUUCCUAGUAACUGAGUAAGCUUGUAAUUCCUUACUUCUUUCUGCGUGGUGCCGAUGCUGAUCGGCAAAUCUAAGCUUUUCUUCCUCUUUCCAUUUGUUAUUGUAAAAUAGGGUUCGCAACGCGCUCUCUCAGUAGUGCGUGAUAAAAUGAUUU
This is a messenger RNA of Fomitiporia mediterranea MF3/22, 1559 nucleotides long. RefSeq lists its product as uncharacterized. The transcript is spliced from 4 exons. Bases 660 to 1091 code for a protein of 143 amino acids. The record is from RefSeq and is a predicted model, not a curated record. NCBI's taxonomy places the organism in Eukaryota, Fungi, Basidiomycota, Agaricomycetes, Hymenochaetales, Hymenochaetaceae.